Physeter macrocephalus (sperm whale) is the source of this 2194-nucleotide messenger RNA. It is a transcript of the gene ZDHHC9, whose product is annotated as zinc finger DHHC-type palmitoyltransferase 9. Gene Ontology annotation, cellular component: Golgi apparatus; endoplasmic reticulum. Gene Ontology annotation, biological process: peptidyl-L-cysteine S-palmitoylation; protein targeting to membrane. The transcript has 9 exons. Lineage: Eukaryota; Metazoa; Chordata; Mammalia; Artiodactyla; Physeteridae. Bases 75 to 1169 code for a protein of 364 amino acids. Gene Ontology annotation, molecular function: protein-cysteine S-palmitoyltransferase activity. The record is from RefSeq and is a predicted model, not a curated record.
UUCAAAGCUGGGCUCAGCUUUUGUUUCUUACCUCUUGUAAUCACAAAACCCAUUUUGGACCAGGAAUUCCAAUCAUGUCUGUGAUGGUGGUGAGAAAGAAGGUGACACGGAAAUGGGAGAAACUCCCAGGCAGGAACACCUUCUGUUGUGAUGGCCGCGUGAUGAUGGCCCGGCAAAAGGGCAUCUUCUAUUUGACCCUCUUCCUCAUCCUGGGGACGUGUACACUCUUCUUCGCCUUCGAAUGCCGCUACCUGGCUGUCCAGCUGUCUCCUGCCAUCCCUGUGUUUGCUGCCAUGCUUUUCCUUUUCUCCAUGGCUACACUGCUGAGGACCAGCUUCAGUGAUCCUGGAGUGAUCCCUCGGGCCCUACCAGAUGAAGCAGCUUUCAUAGAAAUGGAGAUAGAAGCUACCAAUGGUGCAGUACCUCAAGGCCAGCGACCACCCCCUCGUAUCAAGAAUUUCCAGAUAAACAACCAGAUUGUGAAGCUGAAAUACUGUUAUACAUGCAAGAUCUUCCGGCCUCCCCGGGCCUCUCAUUGCAGCAUCUGUGACAACUGUGUGGAGCGCUUCGACCAUCACUGCCCCUGGGUGGGGAAUUGUGUUGGAAAGAGGAACUACCGCUACUUCUACCUCUUCAUCCUUUCUCUGUCCCUCCUCACGAUCUAUGUCUUUGCCUUCAACAUCGUCUACGUGGCCCUCAAAUCCUUGAAAAUUGGCUUCCUGGAGACAUUGAAAGAAACUCCUGGAACUGUUCUAGAAGUACUCAUUUGCUUCUUCACACUCUGGUCCGUCGUGGGACUGACUGGAUUCCACACUUUCCUCGUGGCUCUCAACCAGACAACCAAUGAAGAUAUCAAAGGCUCAUGGACAGGGAAGAAUCGUGUCCAGAAUCCCUAUAGCCAUGGCAAUAUUGUGAAGAACUGCUGUGAAGUGCUGUGUGGCCCCUUGCCCCCCAGUGUGCUGGAUCGAAGGGGUAUUUUGCCACUGGAGGAAAGUGGAAGUCGACCUCCCAGUACUCAAGAGGCCAGUACCAGCCUCUUGCCUCAGAGCCCAGCUCCAACAGACCAUCUAAGCUCCGAUGAGAUGCCGGAGGACACCAGCACUCCUGAAGAGAUGCCACCCCCAGAGCCCCCAGAGCCCUCACAGGAGGCCACUGAAGCUGAGAAGUAGCCUAUCUAUGGAAGAGACUUUUGUUGUGUAUGAUUAGGGCUGUGAGAGAUUUAAUGGGAGAAGAUAACCUGAGACAGAGAGCAAGUAAGCUGUUCCUGUUACUGUUUUUCUUUGGUCUUUAUUCACCCAGUUGUAAACUGGCAUUUUCUUACUGCGAGCUUUUUUUAAUUUCUGGACUCCAAGCAGUUGCAGAAGAUGUCAGUCACCUCUGGUAACUGGACAAAUGGGUCCCUUGGGCCCUGGCACUGGUUUUCCAUGGCCUCAGCCACAGAGGCUCCUUGGACUCCCCUCUCUUCCCAGAUCCCAGCUCUCCUGCUUGGGGUCACUGGCCCACUUCUGGGGUAAAGGUUCUUGAGACUGGCUCAGAUCCUCUCAGGCUGCUGUACAUCAUGAGUCCAGGGGCAGUCACGGAGAACUCUGGCCGGGGAAUUCUAACUGGAUUCUUGAGGCCUUCAGAAUGGAGGGGGAUGGAGAGUGGGGUUGGAAGAGUCUCCUGGCUACAAAGUGCCAACAUUGCCAGCAAAUCCUUUCAGGAAUGGGGCAGGCAGUUUCCACUUGUAUUUAUUCGUGCAGCUUCUCCUUUGUCCCCUGUCCACUCUCUAACACCCAAGCCCCACUCUUUUCCAGUGAGGUAUAUGUAAGUAAUUGCAGUAUAGAUAACAAUUCACAUUUCUCGUAGACUACCCAGAAACGUUUUAAUACCUGUGCCGUUCUCAGUAAGAACUUAUGAGAUGCCAACGGCACGGCCCCUCGCACUCUCUGUCUCAUCUCUCCUCCACUCUCGUUAGCCCCUUUUAAUUUGUUUUCCUUUUGACUCUUGUUCCCGUUGGGAGCAGGAACGGCAGUAAUAAAAGUCUGCACUUUGGUGGUUCCUUUUCCUCAGAGGAAGCCCGAGUGCUCACUUAAACACUACCCCCUCGGACUCCCUGUGUGAGGCCUGCAGAGGCCCUGUAUGCACAAAUGGGGAAACUAAGGCACAGAGAGGCUCUCCUCUCCUCUCCUCUCCCCCUAUGUCCCCUCAGAAA